GGAGAGCUGCAGCAGAACAGUUAUUCUUUUCUCUCAGUGUCUCUUGGGGUGGCUUAAUUAUGUUUGGAAGCUACAAUAGAUUUCAGAACAAAGUUUACAAGGAUGCCAUGUUUGUCAGCUCUCUAGACUUUAUAACUAGUUUAAUAGCAGGUGUUGUCAUUUUUUCUGUCCUUGGGAAUAUGGCUGAAGAAUUAGACUUGGAUAUCAGGAAUGUUGCCAAGGAAGGUCCAGGAUUAGCAUUUAUUGCAUAUCCUGAGGCCUUAUCUCGGCUUGAGUGGCUACCACAGCUGUGGUCUGUUUUGUUCUUCUUUAUGUUAUUUCUUCUGGGACUUGAUAGUGAGUUUGCUCUUCUGGAGACAUUUCUGACAGCUGUUUACGAUGAAUUCCCAUCCUCACGCAGACAUAAAGUUCCUAUUACUCUCAUUUGUUGUAUUAUCUGUUAUUUCCUAGGAUUACCUUGUGUCACACAGGGAGGACAGUAUGUUUUGAACCUCAUGGAUACUUAUGGGGGCGGGUAUGGUGUGACAUUUAUUGCCAUCUGUGAACUAAUUGCCCUUAUGUGGGGUUAUGGUGUAAAUCGAUUUUGUGAUGACCUGGAGUUCAUGUUGGGUACACGUCCUGGUCUCUUUUGGAGGGCUUGCUGGCUAGUUAUUUCACCCUUAGUAUUGGUGUUCAUCUUUGUGUACAGCUUUUGGGAGCACAAAGUGAUCAAGUAUGGGGAGAACUAUGAAUAUCCAGUUUGGGCUGAUGGUAUUGGUUGGCUCUUAGCCCUCAUAUCUAUGUGUCAGAUACCAUUGUGGGGUUUCUUUAUACUCCUCAGGAACUGUUGGAAUGUGAAGAAGGUUGUCACACCUGAAUCUAGUUGGGGACCGGGAGAUAGUGAAGCCAGAAUCAAAUAUUUCCAAAGAAGAUCAACUGGACUUGUUAUGACGGAAAAACUGGAAUCACAGGGAAUCGAUAAUCCUGCUCUUAUGAUUGAAUCGAACGUAAAAUGAUAUCAUACAGAACAUAGAAUUCCAAAUAACUAAUCACAAUAAAACCAAGUUGGGCAUUUUAUUCUACGGUAUGUGCUGAGGUCUUUCACUAACAAUGCUUUAUUAGCAUGAAUUUAGUUUAGGCCUAAGAGUAAAUACAGAUCACCAGUUAACAUUCUUUAAGCUGUUUUAUCAGUGUUUAUUUAAUAAAUUUGUGUGAGAAAUAUGAAAAUAAAACUUGUCAAUAAAAUAAUCCAAAUUUCAAUAUGAAGUCUUCAUAACCUAUUACAUUGAAUUUAUGUGCGACAAUUUUACACCUUUUAUUGUAUACUUUUGUUUUAUGUAUACAUUUUUAAACUACAGAUCAUUCAUUGUGUGUAUCAAUUGUACAUUAUAUAGUUUUUUUCAAGAUUCUUCAUAAUGUAUAAGCUCAAAGAAAUGGAAUAAACAAGACAGGAUAUUAAAAUGUUUUAAAGGUUUGUAUAUACAAGUUUUUAUAAUAUACGGAAUUUUUCAACUUCAAUUUGCCAAACUGUAAAUAUGCAAAGUAUAGCAAAUAAGUAAAAACAGGGGUGGGUAGAUUAAUUUUUAAAGAGUAAUUAUUUCUGUAUUUUAAAUCUCACAAAAUUUUAUGUAAAGCUGGUAAAAAAAGGACAACAACUGUAUGGUUAAGGUUUUGAUAUUGUAAAAAAUGAAACAUUUAUCUACAUUAACAAAAUACAAUAAAAAAUUUAUACCAAAAGAAAGCUGUAUGUUUCUAGAUUCAAUUUACUAUCACCCACAGAAAUCGUUUCAUAUUAGUCCUUCAAUUUAUUUGGUGUUUGGUGACAUAUUUUAGCCAGCAUUCUCAACCAUUGUUCAUAAUUUGUUUAUUAACAAUACACUUAUCAGAUAUUAGAGAAAAACACAUGAAGUAUAAUUACCACAUGUUGACAUAGAAAACACAUGAAGUAUAAUUACCACAUGUUGACACUAGAAAACACAUGAAGUAUAAUUACCACAUGUUGACAUAGAAAACACAUGAAGUAUAAUUACCACAUGUUGACAUAGAAAACACAUGAAGUAUAAUUACCACAUGUUGACAUAGAAAAACACAUGAAGUAUAAUUACCACAUGUUGACAUAGAAAAACACAUGAAGUAUAAUUACCACAUGUUGACACAGAAAACUCAUGAAGUAUAAUUACCACAUGUUGACAUAGAAAAACACAUGAAGUAUAAUUACCACAUGUUGACAUAGAAAAGCACAUGAAGUAUAAUUACCACAUGUUGACAUAGAAAAACAAAUGAAGUAUAAUUACCACAUGUUGACAUAGAAAAACACAUGAAGUAUAAUUACCACAUGUUGACAUGACUAUUUAAAGUUCUGUCAUGUGGUUUGGUUUAUUACAAAUUUCGUACAAAGCUAUACGGGGGCUAUCUGCACUAGCCGUCCCUAAUUUAGUGGUGUAAGACUAGAAGGAAGGCAGCUAGUCAUCACCACCCACCGCCAACUCU
Molecule: messenger RNA, 2469 nt
Organism: Limulus polyphemus (Atlantic horseshoe crab)
Lineage: Eukaryota; Metazoa; Arthropoda; Merostomata; Xiphosura; Limulidae
Product: sodium-dependent nutrient amino acid transporter 1-like
Exons: 8
Coding region: 60-995 (311 amino acids)
Biological process (GO): sodium ion transmembrane transport
Cellular component (GO): membrane
Molecular function (GO): glycine transmembrane transporter activity
Source: RefSeq, a predicted model, not a curated record